Messenger RNA from Pectinophora gossypiella (pink bollworm), 546 nucleotides. Its product is annotated as boophilin-H2-like. Bases 1 to 546 code for a protein of 181 amino acids. Gene Ontology annotation, molecular function: serine-type endopeptidase inhibitor activity. The record is from RefSeq and is a predicted model, not a curated record. The transcript has 5 exons. NCBI's taxonomy places the organism in Eukaryota, Metazoa, Arthropoda, Insecta, Lepidoptera, Gelechiidae.
AUGGAAAAUUGUGCUAUCUUCGAAGUGGCUUCGUUUGUGUGGUUAUUGUUAAUUGGCUUUGUAUCUGCUAAUACACCUCAACCUGCCGAUUUGUAUCACGUAGGAAGAAGUUCUCAAGACGUGUACAAGAAGGGAUAUUGGGAUAAUAGUGAUUUUUGUCAUCUCCAGGCGAAAUCAGGAAUUUGUCGAGCCGGGAUUAGUAAAUUCUAUUACGAUGUUAACAAGGGAUACUGCAAGGAGUUCGCUUAUGGUGGAUGUGGAGGGAACGCCAAUAGAUUCGACUCGGAGCACUCCUGUUACGAAAGAUGUAGAGGCGCUGAAGUAAUUUCAAACCCGUUUAUACUAGAUGAUGAGUUUUCAACGUGCGAGUGGCAGCCUAAUCCGGGGAAUUGUUAUGCUUUAAUACCACAGUACUAUUACGACGUGAACGCUAAUGCUUGCAAGUUGUUCACGUACGGAGGCUGUGGAGGCAACGCUAAUCGGUUCCCAGACGAAGAAUCCUGUAUUCGAAAAUGUAUCCAAUACCGUCACACAAAGAAGUAUUAA